AGGCAAUACGGAUUUUGCAGAAACUGGCAGCCACGUCACCGCCACAGGUCUGACAAACUUUCCCAGCCCUUUGCGGACAGUGCUGCAGAGGAAUCCCUAUGCAGAAUAUCUAGAAUGAGCAUUUAUGAGCAUUUGUAGUGAUUUCCAAAGAACAAGAGGACAUAACAUUUGGGAACAUUGGAGUUAUUUUUUUUAGAGGAGUAUCAUUUUACAUACGUUAUUGUUUUGACAUCGCCUGAAGACUACAUUGAGGCCUCAUUCUUACAGAUUUGUACCAAUAUUUCGGCUCUUUAUUUUUGGAAUACCAAAACAGCACUAUGAAUAUCUUCCGUCUAGCCGGUGACGUGUCACAUAUCGUUGCUAUCAUCAUUCUAUUAGUGAAGAUAUGGAGGUCCAAAUCCUGUGCUGGUAUUUCUGGGAAGUCUCAGGUGCUUUUUGCAUUAGUCUUUACUACAAGAUACUUGGACCUGUUCACGAGCGUAAUCUCCAUCUACAACACAGUUAUGAAGGUGGUGUUCCUGGCUUUGGCAUAUGCCACUGUGUACCUGAUCUACAUGCGAUUCAGGAGCACCUUCAACUCAGAGAGUGACUCAUUCCGUGUUGAGUUCCUGCUUGUGCCUGUGGCUGGGCUUUCCUUCCUGGAAAACUAUGCAUUUGCCCCCCUGGAGAUCCUGUGGACCUUCUCCAUCUACUUGGAGUCGGUGGCCAUCUUGCCCCAGCUCUUCAUGAUCACCAAGACCGGCGAGGCAGAGUCCAUCACCACCCACUACCUGUUCUUCCUGGGUCUCUACCGAGCCCUGUACCUGGCCAACUGGGUGUGGCGCUACCACACCGAGGGCUUCUUUGACCAGAUUGCUGUGGUGUCCGGUGUGGUGCAGACGAUUUUCUACUGUGACUUCUUCUACCUUUACGUUACCAGGGUGCUCAGAGGAAGUGGAAAGAUGUCCCUGCCCAUGCCCAUCUAAAGAGAGUCAGUGCUGUUUUACGCGACAGUUGAGCAGUUCAGUAACUGAAAGCACCUCUGCCCUCCAAUCAUACUUAGUAAUGGACUACAGUCUGCAGUGUCACAGUACCUACCCCCUGUAUACCCUGGGGGGUAUAUACUGUACCCAGAGGGCAACUGUCGUGUUGUUGGUACCUGGUGUGUUUGUUGGUGUGCUUUUCCCUAGACUAAAAUGACCAAAGAACGUUGUCCCAUGUUUUUGUGCAUGAGUGUGUGGAACUGAAUGUUAAUGGGAAUUGAGUAAAUUGAAUACUGUGGGAAUUUUCUUUUUUAUUAUACUUUUUUUAAUGGAGGCAGAUAUUGUCCCUCUUAAAUUAGUCCAAUGGAGUUUGUGCCUUAUUUUUCUUUUUCUAGUAAAUGGCAUAUUUUGAAUGUCUUAUUACAUCAAAAUGGUGUAAACAUUGUAUAUAUGUGAGACAUUUGUUCCGCUUUCCUGUCUUUUUACAAUUUCUACAUAUAACAGUGACCAACCUUCAAGGCUUACAUUGUUUCACCAAGCAGAGUUCAUUGGGAGUCUUGUAUUUAGGCUGCUCUGGGCGAUAUUUGCCAUCCUUGUCAAGAGUUAUGCUAUGUUCUUCCCUUUAUGGAAAUAAGUCCAUGGAGAUGCCAUACAGAACGCACUGUCAUGUAUGUACUCUUAUAUCCGUCCACUUCUUGACUGAACCAAGGUUCUUCUUAAAUACGUUGUAUUCUGUACUUUGAUUUUUACCAGUCAUUUCCAUUCCUUUAAUAUUAAUGCAUUUCAUUAAGCAGAACGAAUACACAUUUGUGAUGUCACAGUUCAAACUAAAUAUAUUUUCUAUGCGA
Messenger RNA from Oncorhynchus masou masou (cherry salmon), 1810 nucleotides. Its product is annotated as ER lumen protein-retaining receptor 3-like. The record is from RefSeq and is a predicted model, not a curated record. The transcript has 5 exons. Gene Ontology annotation, cellular component: cis-Golgi network; membrane; endoplasmic reticulum. The coding region runs from base 318 to 965 and encodes 215 amino acids. Lineage: Eukaryota; Metazoa; Chordata; Actinopteri; Salmoniformes; Salmonidae. Gene Ontology annotation, molecular function: ER lumen protein retrieval receptor activity. Gene Ontology annotation, biological process: endoplasmic reticulum to Golgi vesicle-mediated transport; protein retention in ER lumen.